AUGGCUGCGCAGAAGCGGCUGCGCGGAAGCGGCUGCGCGGAAGCGGCUGCGCGGAAGCGGCUGCGCGGAAGCGGCUGCGCGGAUGCGGCUGCGCGGAAACGUCUGCGCGGAAACGGCUGCGCGGAAACGGCUGCGCGGGAACGGCUGCGCGGGAACGGCUGCGCGGGAACGGCUGCGCGGGAACAGGUGCGCGGGAACAGGUGCGCGGGAACAGGUGCGCGGGAACAGCUGCGCGGGAACAGCUGCGCAGGAACAGCUGCGCAGGAACAGCUGCGCAGGAACAGCUGCGCAGGAACAGGUGCGCAGGAACAGCUGCGCAGGAACAGCUGCGCAGGAACAGGUGCGCAGGAACAGGUGCGCAGAAACAGCUGCGCAGAAACAGCUGCGCAGAAACAGCGGCGCAGAAACAGCGGCGCAGAAACAGCGGCGCAGAAACACUCUAUAGCCUCCGGUUACAGGAGCGUACCUCCAUGUUCAAUGUUUUUUGGGCAGUUGAACAUUGAAGUCUCAUCAGAAAAUCAGAAACAGCUGCGCAGAAGCGGCUGCGCGGAAGCGGCUGCGCGGAAGCGGCUGCGCGGAAGCGGCUGCGCGGAAGCGGCUGCGCGGAAGCGGCUGCGCGGGAGCGGCUGCGCGGGAGCAGCUGCGCGGAAGCGGCUGCGCGGAAGCGGCUGCGCGGAAGCGGCUGCGCGGAAGCGGCUGCGCGGAAGCGGCUGCGCGGAAGCGGCUGCGCGGAAGCGGCUGCGCGGAAGCGGCUGCGCGGAAACGGCUGCGCAGAAACGGCUGCGCAGAAACGGCUGCGCAGAAACGGCUGCGCAGAAACGGCUGCGCAGAAACGGCUGCGCAGAAACGGCUGCGCAGAAACGGCUGCGCAGAAACGGCUGCGCAGAAACGGCUGCGCAGAAACGGCUGCGCAGAAACGGCUGCGCAGAAACAGCUGCGCAGAAACAGCUGCGCAGAAACAGCUGCGCAGAAACAGCUGCGCAGAAGCAGCUGCGCAGAAGCAGCUGCGCAGAAACAGCUGCGCAGAAACAGCUGCGCAGAAACAGUGCGCAGAAACAGCUGCGCAGAAACAGCUGCGCAGAAACAGCUGCGCAGAUACAGCUGUGCAGAUACAGCUGCGCAGAAACAGCUGCGCAGAAACAGCUGCGCAGAAACAGCUGCGCAGAAACAGCUGCGCAGAAACAGCUGCGCAGAAACAGCUGCGCAGAAACAGCUGCGCAGGAACAGCUGCGCAGAAACAGCUGCGCAGAAACAGCUGCGCAGGAACAGCUGCGCAGGAACAGCUGCGCAGAAACAGCUGCGCAGAAACAGCUGCGCAGAAACAGCUGCGCAGGAACAGCUGCGCAGGAACAGCUGCGCAGGAACAGCUGCGCAGGAACAGCUGCGCAGGAACAGCUGCGCAGGAACAGCUGCGCAGAAACAGCUGCGCAGAAACAGCUGCGCAGAAACAGCUGUGCAGAAACAGCUGCGCAGAAACAGAUGCGCAGAAACAGCUGCGCAGAAACAGCUGCGCAGAAACAGCGGCGGACAAACAGCGGCGCAGAAACACUCUAUAGCCUCCGGUUACAGGAGCUGAAGUCUCAUCAGAAAAUCAGAAACAGCUGCGCGGAGACGGCUGCGCAGAAGCGGCUGCGCGGAAGCGGCUGCGCGGAAGCGGCUGCGCGGAAGCGGCUGCGCGGAAACGGCUGCGCGGAAACGGCUGCGCGGGAACGGCUGCGCGGGAACGGCUGCGCGGGAACGGCUGCGCGGGAACAGGUGCGCGGGAACAGGUGCGCGGGAACAGGUGCGCGGGAACAGCUGCGCGGGAACAGCUGCGCAGGAACAGCUGCGCAGGAACAGCUGCGCAGGAACAGGUGCGCAGGAACAGCUGCGCAGGAACAGCUGCGCAGGAACAGGUGCGCAGGAACAGGUGCGCAGAAACAGCUGCGCAGAAACAGCUGCGCAGAAACAGCGGCGCAGAAACAGCGGCGCAGAAACAGCGGCGCAGAAACACUCUAUAGCCUCCGGUUACAGGAGCUGAAGUCUCAUCAGAAAAUCAGAAACAGCUGCGCAGAAGCGGCUGCGCGGAAGCGGCUGCGCGGAAGCGGCUGCGCGGAAGCGGCUGCGCGGAAGCGGCUGCGCGGAAGCGGCUGCGCGGAAGCGGCUGCGCGGAAGCGGCUGCGCGGAAGCGGCUGCGCGGAAGCGGCUGCGCGGAAGCGGCUGCGCGGAAGCGGCUGCGCGGAAGCGGCUGCGCGGAAACGGCUGCGCAGAAACGGCUGCGCAGAAACGGCUGCGCAGAAACGGCUGCGCAGAAACGGCUGCGCAGAAACGGCUGCGCAGAAACGGCUGCGCAGAAACGGCUGCGCAGAAACAGCUGCGCAGAAACAGCUGCGCAGAAACAGCUGCGCAGGAACAGCUGCGCAGAAACAGCUGCGCAGAAACAGCUGCGCAGAAGCAGCUGCGCAGAAGCAGCUGCGCAGAAACAGCUGCGCAGAAACAGCUGCGCAGAAACAGUGCGCAGAAACAGCUGCGCAGAAACAGCUGCGCAGAAACAGCUGCGCAGAAACAGCUGCGCAGAUACAGCUGCGCAGAUACAGCUGCGCAGAUACAGCUGCGCAGAAACAGCUGCGCAGAUACAGCUGCGCAGAAACAGCUGCGCAGAAACAGCUGCGCAGAAACAGCUGCGCAGAAACAGCUGCGCAGAAACAGCUGCGCAGAAACAGCUGCGCAGAAACAGCUGCGCAGAAACAGCUGCGCAGGAACAGCUGCGCAGGAACAGCUGCGCAGAAACAGCUGCGCGAAACAGCUGCGCAGAAACAGCUGCGCAGGAACAGCUGCGCAGGAACAGCUGCGCAGGAACAGCUGCGCAGGAACAGCUGCGCAGAAACAGCUGCACAGGAACAGCUGCGCAGGAACAGCUGCGCAGGAACAGCUGCGCAGCAACAGCUGCGCAGAAACAGCUGCGCAGAAACAGCUGCGCAGAAACAGCUGCGCAGAAACAGCGGCGCAGAAACAGCGGCGCAGAAACAGCGUGAAGUCUCAUCAGAAAAUCAGAAACAGCUGCGCAGAAGCGGCUGCGCAGAAGCGGCUGCGCAGAAACGGCUUCGCAGAAACGGCUGCGCAGGAACGGCUGCGCAUAAGCGGCUGCGCAGAAGCGGCUGCGCAGAAGCGGCUGCGCAGAAGCGGCUGCGCAGAAGCGGCUGCGCAGAAGCGGCUGCGCAGGAACGGCUGCGCAGGAACGGCUGCGCAGGAACGGCUGCGCAGGAACGGCUGCGCAGGAACGGCUGCGCAGGAACGGCUUCGCAGGAACGGCUUCGCAGGAACGGCUGCGCAGAAGCGGCUGCGCAGAAGCGGCUGCGCAGAAGCGGCUGCGCAGAAGCGGCUGCGCAGAAGCGGCUGCGCAGAAGCGGCUGCGCAGAAGCGGCUGCGCAGAAGCGGCUGCGCAGAAGCGGCUGCGCAGAAGCGGCUGCGCAGAAGCGGCUGCGCAGAAGCGGCUGCGCAGAAGCGGCUGCGCAGAAGCGGCUGCGCAGAAGCGGCUGCGCAGAAGCGGCUGCGCAGAAGCGGCUGCGCAGAAACGGCUGCGCAGGAACGUCUGCGCAGAAACGGCUGCGCAGAAACGGCUGCGCAGAAACGGCUGCGCAGAAACGGCUGCGCAGAAACGGCUGCGCAGAAACGGCUGCGCAGAAACGGCUGCGCAGAAACGGCUGCGCAGAAACGGCUGCGCAGAAACGGCUGCGCAGAAACGACUGCGCAGAAACGGCUGCGCAGAAGCGGCUGCGCAGAAGCGGCUGCGCAGAAUCAGCUGCGCAGAAGCAGCUGCGCAGAAGCAGCUGCGCAGAAGCAGCUGCGCAGAAGCAGCUGCGCAGAAACGGCUGCGCAGAAACGGCUGCGCAGAUACGGCUGCGCAGAUACGGCUGCGCAGAAACGGCUGCGCAGAAACGGCUGCGCAGAAACGGCUGCGCUGAUACGGCUGCGCAGAAGCGGCUGCGCAGAAGCGGCUGCGCAGAAGCGGCUCCGCAGAAACGGCUGCGCAGAUACGGCUGCGCAGAAACGGCUGCGCAGAAACGGCUGCGCAGAAACGGCUGCGCAGAAACGGCUGCGCAGAAACGGCUGCGCAGAAACGGCUGCGCAGUAACGGCUGCGCAGAAACGGCUGCGCAGAAACGUAUGCGCAGAAACGGCUGCGCAGAAACGGCUGCGCAGAAACGGCUGCGCAGAAACGGCUGCGCAGAAACGGCUGCGCAGAAACGGCUGCGCAGAAACGGCUGCGCAGAAACGGCUGCGCAGAAACGGCUGCGCAGAAACGGCUGCGCAGAAACGGCUGCGCAGAAACGGCUGCGCAGAAACAGCUGCGCAGAAACAGCUGCGCAGAAACAGCUGCGCAGAAACAGCUGCGCAGAAACAGCUGCGCAGAAACAGCUGCGCAGAAGCAGCUGCGCAGAAGCAGCUGCGCAGAAACAGCUGCGCAGAAGCAGCUGCGCAGAAACAGCUGCGCAGAAACAGCUGCGCAGAAACAGCUGCGCAGAAACAGUGCGCAGAAACAGCUGCGCAGAAACAGCUGCGCAGAAACAGCUGCGCAGAUACAGCUGCGCAGAUACAGCUGCGCAGAUACAGCUGCGCAGAAACAGCUGCGCAGAAACAGCUGCGCAGAAACAGCUGCGCAGAAACAGCUGCGCCGAAACAGCUGCGCCGAAACAGCUGCGCCGAAACAGCUGCGCCGAAACAGCUGCGCCGAAACAGCUGCGCCGAAACUGCUGCGCCGAAACUGCUGCGCCGAAACUGCUGCGCCGAAACUGCUGCGCCGAAACUGCUGCGCCGAAUCUGCUGCGCCGAAACUGCUGCGCCGAAACUGCUGCGCCGAAACUGCUGCGCCGAAACUGCUGCGCCGAAACUGCUGCGCCGAAACUGCUGCGCCGAAACUGCUGCGCCGAAACUGCUGCGCCGAAACAGCUGCGCCGAAACAGCUGCGCCGAAACUGCUGCGCCGAAACAGCUGCGCCGAAACAGCUGCGCCGAAACAGCUGCGCCGAAACAGCUGCGCCGAAACAGCUGCUGCCGAAACAGCUGCGCCGAAACAGCUGCGCCGAAACAGCUGCGCCGAAACAGCUGCGCCGAAACAGCUGCGCCGAAACAGCUGCGCAGAAACAGCUAGGCAUAAGCAGCUGCGCAGAAACAGCUGCGCAGAAACAGAUGCGCAGAAACAGCUGCGCAGAAACAGCUGCGCAGAAACAGCUGCGCAGAAACAGCUGCGCAGAAACAGCUGCGCAGAGACCGCUGCGCAGAGACAGCUGCGCAGAGACCGCUGCGCAGAGACAGCUGCGCAGAGACAGCUGCGCAGAGACAGCUGCGCAGAGACAGCUGCGCAGAGACAGCUGCGCAGAAACAGCUGCGCAGAAACAGCUGCGCAGAAACAGCUGCGCAGAAACAGCUGCGCAGAAACAGCUGCUCAGAAACAGCUGCGCAGAAACAGCUGCGCAGAAACAGCUGCGCAGAGACAGCUGCGCAGAAACAGCUGCGCAGAAACAGCUGCGCAGAAACAGCGGCGCAGAAACAGCGGCGCAGAAACACUCUAUAGCCUCCGGUUACAGGAGCGUACCUCCAUGUUCAAUGUUUUUUGGGCAGUUGAACAUAAACGGCUGCGCAGAAACGGCUGCCCAGAAGCGGCUGCGCUGAAGCGGCUGCGCAGAAGCGGCUGCGCAGAAGCGGCUGCGCAGAAGCGGCUGCGCAGAAGCGGCUGCGCAGAAGCGGCUGCGCAGAAGCGGCUGCGCAGAAGCGGCUGCGCAGAAGCGGCUGCGCAGAAGCGGCUGCGCAGAAGCGGCUGCGCAGAAGCGGCUGCGCAGAAGCGGCUGCGCAGAAGCGGCUGCGCAGAAGCGGCUGCGCAGAAACGGCUGCGCAGAAACGGCUGCGCAGAAACGGCUGCGCAGAAACGGCUGCGCAGAAACGGCUGCGCAGAAGCGGCUGCGCAGAAGCGGCUGCGCAGAAGCGGCUGCGCAGAAGCGGCUGCGCAGAAGCGGCUGCGCAGAAACGGCUGCGCAGAAGCGGCUGCGCAGAAGCGGCUGCGCAGAAGCGGCUGCGCAGAAGCGGCUGCGCAGAAGCGGCUGCGCAGAAACGGCUGCGCAGAAACGGCUGCGCAGAAACGGCUGCGCAGAUACGGCUGCGCAGAAACGGCAGCGCAGAAACGGCAGCGCAGAAACGGCUGCGCAGAUACGGCUGCGCAGAAACGGCUGCGCAGAAACGGCUGCGCAGAAACGGCUGCGCAGAAACGGCUGCGCAGAAACGGCUGCGCAGAAACGGCUGCGCAGAAACGGCUGCGCAGGAACGGCUGCGCAGGAACGGCUGCGCAGGAACGGCUGCGCAGGAACGGCUGCGCAGGAACGGCUGCGCAGGAACGGCUGCGCAGGAACGGCUUCGCAGAAGCGGCUGCGCAGAAGCGGCUGCGCAGAAGCGGCUGCGCAGAAGCGGCUGCGCAGAAGCGGCUGCGCAGAAGCGGCUGCGCAGAAGCGGCUGCGCAGAAGCGGCUGCGCAGAAGCGGCUGCGCAGAAGCGGCUGCGCAGAAGCGGCUGCGCAGAAGCGGCUGCGCAGAAGCGGCUGCGCAGAAGCGGCUGCGCAGAAGCAGCUGCGCAGAAGCAGCUGCGCAGAAACAGCUGCGCAGAAACAGCUGCGCAGAAACAGCUGCGCAGAUACGGCUGCGCAGAUACGGCUGCGCAGAAACGGCUGCGCAGAAACGGCUGCGCGGAAACGGCUGCGCGGAAACGGCUGCGCGGAAACGGCUGCGCAGAAACGGCUGCGCAGAAACGGCUGCGCAGAAGCGGCUGCGCAGAAACGGCUGCGCAGAUACGGCUGCGCAGAAACGGCUGCGCAGAAACGGCUGCGCAGAAACGGCUGCGCAGAAACGGCUGCGCAGAAACGGCUGCGCAGAAACGGCUGCGCAGAAACGGCUGCGCAGAAACGGCUGCGCAGAAACAGCUGCGCAGAAACAGCUGCGCAGAAACAGCUGCGCAGAAACAGCUGCGCAGAAACAGCUGCGCAGAAACAGCUGCGCAGAAGCAGCUGCGCAGAAACAGCUGCGCAGAAACAGCUGCGCAGAAACAGCUGCGCAGAAACAGCUGCGCAGAAUCAGCUGCGCAGAAACAGCUGCGCAGAAUCAGCUGCGCAGGAUCAGCUGCGCAGAAACAGCUGCGCAGGAACAGCUGCGCAGAAACAGCUGCGCAGGAACAGCUGCGCAGGAACAGCUGCGCAGGAACAGCUGCGCAGGAACAGCUGCGCAGGAACAGCUGCGCAGGAACAGCUGCGCAGGAACAGCUGCGCAGGAACAGCUGCGCAGGAACAGCUGCGCAGGAACAGCUGCGCAGGAACAGCUGCGCAGAAACAGCUGCGCAGGAACAGCUGCGCAGGAACAGCUGUGCGGAAACAGCUGCGCCGAAACAGCUGCGCGGAAACAGCUGCGCGGAAACAGCUGCGCGGAAACAGCUGCGCGGAAACAGCUGCGCGGAAACAGCUGCGCAGAAACAGCUGCGCAGAAACAGCUGCGCAGAAACAGCUGCGCAGAAACAGCGAAACGGCUGCGCAGAAACGGCUGCGCAGAAACGGCUGCGCAGAAACGGCUGCGCAGAAACGGCUGCGCAGAAACAGCUGCGCAGAAACAGCUGCGCAGAAACAGCUGCGCAGAAACAGCUGCGCAGAAACAGCUGCGCAGAAGCAGCUGCGCAGAAACAGCUGCGCAGAAACAGCUGCGCAGAAACAGCUGCGCAGAAUCAGCUGCGCAGAAACAGCUGCGCAGAAUCAGCUGCGCAGGAUCAGCUGCGCAGAAACAGCUGCGCAGGAACAGCUGCGCAGAAACACCUGCGCAGGAACAGCUGCGCAGGAACAGCUGCGCAGGAACAGCUGCGCAGGAACAGCUGCGCAGGAACAGCUGCGCAGGAACAGCUGCGCAGGAACAGCUGCGCAGGAACAGCUGCGCAGGAACAGCUGCGCAGGAACAGCUGCGCAGGAACAGCUGCGCAGAAACAGCUGCGCAGAAACAGCUGCGCAGGAACAGCUGCGCAGGAACAGCUGUGCGGAAACAGCUGCGCCGAAACAGCUGCGCGGAAACAGCUGCGCGGAAACAGCUGCGCGGAAACAGCUGCGCGGAAGCAGCUGCGCGGAAACAGCUGCGCGGAAACAGCUGCGCGGAAACAGCUGCGCAGAAACAGCUGCGCAGAAACAGCUGCGCAGAAACAGCUGCGCAGAAACAGCGGCGCAGAAACAGCGGCGCAGAAACACUCUAUAGCCUCCGGUUACAGGAGCGUACCUCCAUGUUCAAUGUUUUUUGGGCAGUUGAACAUAAGCGGCUGCGCAGAAGCGGCUGCGCAGAAGCGGCUGCGCAGGAACGGCUGCGCAGGAACGGCUGCGCAGGAACGGCUGCGCAGGAACGGCUGCGCAGGAACGGCUGCGCAGGAACGGCUGCGCAGGAACGGCUGCGCAGGAACGGCUGCGCAGGAAAGGCUGCGCAGAAGCGGCUGCGCAGAAGCGGCUGCGCAGAAGCGGCUGCGCAGAAGCGGCUGCGCAGAAGCGGCUGCGCAGAAGCGGCUGCGCAGAAGCGGCUGCGCAGAAGCGGCUGCGCAGAAGCGGCUGCGCAGAAGCGGCUGCGCAGUAGCGGCUGCGCAGUAGCGGCUGCGCAGAAGCGGCUGCGCAGAAGCGGCUGCGCAGAUACGGCUGCGCAGAAACGGCUGCGCAGAAACGGCUGCGCAGAAACGGCUGCGCAGAAACGGCUGCGCAGAAACGGCUGCGCAGAAACGGCUGCGCAGAAACGGCUGCGCAGAAGCGGCUGCGCAGAAGCGGCUGCGCAGAAGCGGCUGCGCAGAAGCAGCUGCGCAGAAGCAGCUGCGCAGAAACAGCUGCGCAGAUACAGCUGCGCAGAUACAGCUGCGCAGAAACAGCUGCGCAGAAACAGCUGCGCAGAAACAGCUGCGCAGAUACAGCUGCGCAGAUACAGCUGCGCAGAAACGGCUGCGCAGAAGCGGCUGCGCAGAAGCGGCUGCGCAGAAGCGGCUGCGCAGAAGCGGCUGCGCAGAAGCGGCUGCGCAGAAGCGGCUGCGCAGAAGCGGCUGCGCAGAAGCGACUGCGCAGAAGCGGCUGCGCAGAAGCGGCUGCGCAGAAGCGGCUGCGCAGAAGCGGCUGCGCAGAAGCGGCUGCGCAGAAACGGCUGCGCAGAUACGGCUGCGCAGAAACGGCUGCGCAGAAACGGCUGCGCAGAAACGGCUGCGCUGAAACGGCUGCGCAGAAACGGCUGCGCAGAAACGGCUGCGCAGAAACGGCUGCGCAGAAACGGCUGCGCAGAAACGGCUGCGCAGAAACGGCUGCGCAAAACGGCUGCGCAGAAACGGCUGCGCAGAAACGGCUGCGCAGAAACGGCUGCGCAGAAACGGCUGCGCAGAAACGGCUGCGCAGAAACGGCUGCGCAGAAACGGCUGCGCAGAAACAGCUGCGCAGAAACAGCUGCGCAGAAACAGCUGCGCAGAAACAGCUGCGCAGGAACAGCUGCGCAGAAACAGCUGCGCAGAAACAGCUGCGCAGAAACAGUGCGCAGAAACAGCUGCGCAGAAACAGCUGCGCAGAAACAGCUGAGCAGGAACAGCUGCGCAGAAACAGCUGCGCAGAAACAGCUGCGCAGAAUCAGCUGCGCAGAAUCAGCUGCGCAGAAACAGCUGCGCAGAAACAGCUGCGCAGGAACAGCUGCGCAGGAACAGCUGCGCAGAAACAGCUGCGCAGGAACAGCUGCGCAGGAACAGCUGCGCAGGAACAGCUGCGCAGGAACAGCUGCGCAGGAACAGCUGCGCAGAAACAGCUGCGCAGAAACAGCUGCGCAGAAACAGCGGCGCAGAAACAGCGGCGCAGAAACACUCUAUAGCCUCCGGUUACAGGAGCGUACCUCCAUGUUCAAUGUUUUUUGGGCAGUUGAACAUGUAAAGUUGAAUCCCGUACGCGUGUGGAACGGCUGCGCAGGAACGGCUGCGCAGGAACGGCUGCGCAGAAACGGCUGCGCAGAAACGGCUGCGCAGAAACGGCUGCGCAGAAACGGCUGCGCAGAAACGGCUGCGCAGAAACGGCUGCGCAGAAACGGCUGCGCAGAAGCGGCUGCGCAGAAGCGGCUGCGCAGAAACGGCUGCGCGGAUACGGCUGCGCAGAAACGGCUGCGCAGAAACGGCUGCGCAGAAACGGCUGCGCAGAAACGGCUGCGCAGAAACGGCUGCGCAGUAACGGCUGCGCAGAAACGGCUGCGCAGAAACGGCUGCGCAGAAACGGCUGCGCAGAAACGGCUGCGCAGAAACGGCUGCGCAGAAACGGCUGCGCAGAAACGGCUGCGCAGAAACGGCUGCGGAGAAACGGCUGCGCAGAAACGGCUGCGCAGAAACGGCUGCGCAGAAACGGCUGCGCAGAAACGGCUGCGCAGAAACGGCUGCGCAGAAACAGCUGCGCAGAAACAGCUGCGCAGAAACAGCUGCGCAGAAACAGCUGCGCAGAAACAGCUGCGCAGGAACAGCUGCGCAGAAACAGCUGCGCAGAAACAGCUGCGCAGAAUCAGCUGCGCAGAAUCAGCUGCGCAGAAACAGCUGCGCAGAAACAGCUGCGCAGGAACAGCUGCGCAGAAACAGCUGCGCAGAAACAGCUGCGCAGAAACAGCUGCGCAGGAACAGCUGCGCAGGAACAGCUGCGCAGGAACAGCUGCGCAGGAACAGCUGCGCAGGAACAGCUACGCAGGAACAGCUGCGCAGGAACAGCUGCGCAGAAACAGCUGCGCAGGAACAGCUGCGCAGGAACAGCUGCGCAGGAACAGCUGCGCGGAAACAGCUGCGCGGAAACAGCUGCGCGGAAACAGCUGCGCGGAAACAGCUGCGCGGAAACAGCUGCGCGGAAACAGCUGCGCGGAAACAGCUGCGCGGAAACAGCUGCGCGGAAACAGCUGCGCGGAAACAGCUGCGCAGAAACAGCUGCGCAGAAACAGCUGCGCAGAAACAGCUGCGCAGAAACAGCUGCGCAGAAACAGCGGCGCAGAAACAGCGGCGCAGAAACACUCUAUAGCCUCCGGUUACAGGAGCGUACCUCCAUUUUCAAUGUUUUUUGGGCAGUUGAACAUUGAAGUCUCAUCAGAAAAUCAGAAACAGCUGCGCAGAAGCGGCUGCGCAGAAGCGGCUGCGCAGAAGCGGCUGCGCAGAAACGGCUGCGCAGGAACGGCUGCGCAGGAACAGCUGCGCAGGAACAGCUGCGCAGGAACAGAUGCGCAGAAGCGGCUGCGCAGAAACGGCUGCGCAGAAACGGCUGCGCAGAAACGGCUGCGCAGAAACGGCUGCGCAGAAACGGCUGCGCAGAAACGGCUGCGCAGAAACGGCUGCGCAGAAACGGCUGCGCAGAAACGGCUGCGCAGAAACGGCUGCGCAGAAACGGCUGCGCAGAAACGGCUGCGCAGAAACGGCUGCGCAGAAACGGCUGCGCAGAAACGGCUGCGCAGAAACGGCUGCGCAGAAACGGCUGCGCAGAAACGGCUGCGCAGAUAUGGCUGCGCAGAAACGGCUGCGCAGAAACAGCUGCGCAGAAACAGCUGCGCAGAAACAGCUGCGCAGAAACAGCUGCGCAGAAACAGCUGCGCAGAAACAGCUGCGCAGAAACAGCUGCGCAGAAACAGCUGCGCAGAAACAGCUGCGCAGAAACAGCUACGCAGAAACAGUGCGCAGAAACAGCUGCGCAGAAACAGCUGCGCAGAAACAGCUGCGCAGGAACAGCUGCGCAGGAACAGCUGCGCAGAAUCAGCUGCGCAGGAUCAGCUGCGCAGAAACAGCUGCGCAGAAACAGCUGCGCAGGAACAGCUGCGCAGGAACAGCUGCCCAGAAACAGCUGCGCAGAAACAGCUGCGCAGAAACAACUGCGCAGAAACAGCUGCGCAGGAACAGCUGCGCAGGAACAGCUGCGCAGGAACAGCUGCGCAGGAACAGCUGCGCAGAAACAGCUGCGCAGAAACAGCUGCGCAGAAACAGCUGCGCAGAAACAGCUGCGCAGAAACAGCUGCGCGGAAACAGCUGCGCGGAAACAGCUGCGCGGAAACAGCUGCGCGGAAACAGCUGCGCGGAAACAGCUGCGCGGAAACAGCUGCGCGGAAACAGCUGCGCGGAAACAGCUGCGCGGAAACAGCUGCGCGGAAACAGCUGCGCGGAAACAGCUGCGCAGAAACAGCUGCGCAGAAGCAGAUGCGCGGAAACAGCUGUGCAGAAACAGCUGCGCAGAAGCAGAUGCGCAGAAACAGCUGCGCAGAAACAGCUGCGCAGAAACAGCUGCGCAGAAACAGCUGCGCAGAAACAGCGGCGCAGAAACAGCGGCGCAGAAACAGCGGCGCAGAAACAGCGGCGCAGAAACACUCUAUAGCCUCCGGUUACAGGAGCCUGCGCCGAAACAGCUGCGCCGAAACAGCUGCGCCGAAACAGCUGCGCCGAAACAGCUGCGCCGAAACAGCUGCGCCGAAACAGCUGCGCCGAAACAGCUGCGCCGAAACAGCUGCGCCGAAACUGCUGCGCCGAAACUGCUGCGCCGAAACUGCUGCGCCGAAACUGCUGCGCCGAAACUGCUGCGCCGAAACUGCUGCGCCGAAACUGCUGCGCCGAAACUGCUGCGCCGAAACAGCUGCGCCGAAACAGCUGCGCCAAAACAGCUGCGCAGAAACAGCUGCGCCGAAACAGCUGCGCCGAAACAGCUGCGCCGAAACAGCUGCGCAGAAACAGCUAGGCAUAAGCAGCUGCGCAGAAACAGCUGCGCAGACAGCUGCGCAGAAACAGAUGCGCAGAAACAGCUGCGCAGAAACAGCUGCGCAGAAACAGCUGCGCAGAAACAGCUGCGCAGAAACAGCUGCGCAGAAACAGCUGCGCAGAGACAGCUGCGCAGAGACAGCUGCGCAGAGACAGCUGCGCAGAGACAGCUGCGCAGAAACAGCUGCGCAGAAACAGCUGCGCAGAAACAGCUGCGCAGAAACAGCUGCGCAGAAACAGCUGCGCAGAAACAGCUGUGCAGAAACAGCUGCGCAGAAACAGAUGCGCAGAAACAGCUGCGCAGAAACAGCUGCGCAGAAACAGCGGCGCACAAACAGCGGCGCAGAAACACUCUAUAGCCUCCGGUUACAGGAGCGUACCUCCAUGUUCAAUGUUUUUUGGGCAGUUGAACAUCUGCGCGGAGACGGCUGCGCAGAAGCGGCUGCGCGGAAGCGGCUGCGCGGAAGCGGCUGCGCGGAAGCGGCUGCGCGGAAGCGGCUGCGCGGAAGCGGCUGCGCGGAAACGGCUGCGCGGAAACGGCUGCGCGGAAACGGCUUCGCGGGAACGGCUGCGCGGGAACGGCUGCGCGGGAACGGCUGCGCGGGAACAGGUGCGCGGGAACAGGUGCGCGGGAACAGGUGCGCGGGAACAGCUGCGCGGGAACAGCUGCGCAGGAACAGCUGCGCAGGAACAGCUGCGCAGGAACAGGUGCGCAGGAACAGCUGCGCAGGAACAGCUGCGCAGGAACAGGUGCGCAGGAACAGUGAAGUCUCAUCAGAAAAUCAGAAACAGCUGCGCAGAAGCGGCUGCGCGGAAGCGGCUGCGCGGAAGCGGCUGCGCGGAAGCGGCUGCGCGGAAGCGGCUGCGCGGAAGCGGCUGCGCGGAAGCGGCUGCGCGGAAGCGGCUGCGCGGAAGCGGCUGCGCGGAAGCGGCUGCGCGGAAGCGGCUGCGCGGAAGCGGCUGCGCGGAAGCGGCUGCGCGGAAACGGCUGCGCAGAAACGGCUGCGCAGAAACGGCUGCGCAGAAACGGCUGCGCAGAAACGGCUGCGCAGAAACGGCUGCGCAGAAACGGCUGCGCAGAAACGGCUGCGCAGAAACGGCUGCGCAGAAACGGCUGCGCAGAAACGGCUGCGCAGAAACGGCUGCGCAGAAACGGCUGCGCAGAAACGGCUGCGCAGAAACAGCUGCGCAGAAACAGCUGCGCAGAAACAGCUGCGCAGAAGCAGCUGCGCAGAAGCAGCUGCGCAGAAACAGCUGCGCAGAAACAGCUGCGCAGAAACAGCUGCGCAGAAACAGCUGCGCAGAAACAGUGCGCAGAAACAGCUGCGCAGAAACAGCUGCGCAGAAACAGCUGCGCAGAUACAGCUGCGCAGAUACAGCUGCGCAGAUACAGCUGCGCAGAAACAGCUGUGCAGAAACAGCUGCGCAGAAACAGCUGCGCAGAAACAGCUGCGCAGAAACAGCUGCGCAGAAACAGCUGCGCAGGAACAGCUGCGCAGGAACAGCUGCGCAGAAACAGCUCCGCAGGAACAGCUGCGCAGGAACAGCUGCGCAGAAACAGCUGCGCAGAAACAGCUGCACAGGAACAGCUGCGCAGGAACAGCUGCGCAGGAACAGCUGCGCAGGAACAGCUGCGCAGAAACAGCUGCGCAGGUACAGCUGCGCAGGAACAGCUGCGCAGGAACAGCUGCGCAGAAACAGCUGCGCAGAAACAGCUGCGCAGAAACAGCUGCGCAGAAACAGCUGCGCAGAAACAGCUGCGCAGAAACAGCUGCGCAGAAACAGCGGCGCAGAAACAGCGGCGCAGAAACAGCGGCGCAGAAACACUCUAUAGCCUCCGGUUACAGGAGCAAGCGGCUGCGCAGAAGCGGCUGCGCAGAAGCGGCUGCGCAGAAGCGGCUGCGCAGAAGCGGCUGCGCAGAAGCGGCUGCGCAGAAGCGGCUGCGCAGAAGCGGCUGCGCAGAAGCGGCUGCGCAGAAGCGGCUGCGCAGAAGCGGCUGCGCAGAAGCGGCUGCGCAGAAGCGGCUGCGCAGAAGCGGCUGCGGAAACCGGCUGCGCAGAAACGGCUGCGCAGAAGCGGCUGCGCAGAAGCGGCUGCGCAGAAGCGGCUGCGCAGAAGCGGCUGCGCAGAAGCGGCUGCGCAGAAGCGGCUGCGCAGAAGCGGCUGCGCAGAAGCGGCUGCGCAGAAGCGGCUGCGCAGAAGCGGCUGCGCAGAAACGGCUGCGCAGAAACGGCUGCGCAGAAACGGCUGCGCAGAAACGGCUGCGCAGAAACGGCUGCGCAGAUACGGCUGCGCAGAAACGGCUGCGCAGAAACGGCUGCGCAGGAACGGCUGCGCAGGAACGGCUGCGCAGGAACGGCUGCGCAGGAACGGCUGCGCAGGAACGGCUGCGCAGGAACGGCUGCGCAGGAACGGCUGCGCAGGAACGGCUGCGCAGGAACGGCUGCGCAGGAACGGCUGCGCAGGAACGGCUGCGCAGGAACGGCUGCGCAGGAACGGCUGCGCAGGAACGGCUGCGGAGGAACGGCUGCGCAGAAGCGGCUUCGCAGAAGCGGCUGCGCAGAAGCGGCUGCGCAGAUGCGGCUGCGCAGAAGCGGCUGCGCAGAAGCGGCUGCGCAGAAGCGGCUGCGCAGAAGCGGCUGCGCAGAAGCGGCUGCGCAGAAGCGGCUGCGCAGAAGCGGCUGCGCAGAAGCGGCUGCGCAGAAGCGGCUGCGCAGAAACGGCUGCGCAGAAACGGCUGCGCAGAAACGGCUGCGCAGGAACGGCUGCGCAGGAACGGCUGCGCAGAAACGGCUGCGCAGAAACGGCUGCGCAGAAACGGCUGCGCAGAAACGGCUGCGCAGAAACGGCUGCGCAUAAACGGCUGCGCAGAAACGGCUGCGCAGAAACGGCUGCGCAGAAACGGCUGCGCAGAAACGGCUGCGCAGAAACGGCUGCGCAGAAACGGCUGCGCAGAAACGGCUGCGCAGAAGCAGCUGCGCAGAAGCAGCUGCGCAGAAGCAGCUGCGCAGAAACAGCUGCGCAGAAACGGCUGCGCAGAAACGGCUGCGCAGAUACGGCUGCGCAGAUACGGCUGCGCAGAAACGGCUGCGCAGAAACGGCUGCGCAGAAACGGCUGCGCUGAUACGGCUGCGCAGAAACGGCUGCGCAGAAACGGCUGCGCAGAAACGGCUGCGCAGAAGCGGCUGCGCAGAAGCGGCUGCGCAGAAGCGGCUGCGCAGAAGCGGCUGCGCAGAAGCGGCUGCGCAGAAGCGGCUGCGCAGAAACGUCUGCGCAGAAACGGCUGCGCAGAAGCAGCUGCGCAGAAACAGCUGCGCAGAAGCAGCUGCGCAGAAACAGCUGCGCAGAAACAGCUGCGCAGAAACAGCUGCGCAGAAACUGUGCGCAGAAACAGCUGCGCAGAAACAGCUGCGCAGAAACAGCUGCGCAGAUACAGCUGCGCAGAAACAGCUGCGCAGAAACAGCUGCGCAGAUACAGCUGCGCAGAUACAGCUGCGCAGAAACAGCUGCGCAGAAACAGCUGCGCAGAAACAGCUGCGCAGAAACAGCUGCGCAGAAACAGCUGCGCAGAAACAGCUGCGCAGGAACAGCUGCGCAGAAACAGCUGCGCAGGAACAGCUGCGCAGGAACAGCUGCGCAGAAACAGCUGCGCAGGAACAGCUGCGCAGGAACAGCUGCGCAGGAACAGCUGCGCAGGAACAGCUGCGCAGGAACAGCUGCGCAGGAACAGCUGCGCAGAAACAGCUGCGCAGAAACAGCUGCGCAGAAACAGCUGCGCAGAAACAGCUGCGCAGAAACAGCUGCGCAGAAACAGCUGCGCAGAAACAGCGGCGCAGAAACAGCUGCGCAGAAACAGCGGCGCAGAAACAGCGGCGCAGAAACAGCGUGAAGUCUCAUCAGAAAAUCAGAAACAGCUGCGCAGAAGCGGCUGCGCAGAAGCGGCUGCGCAGAAGCGGCUGCGCAGAAGCGGCUGCGCAGAAACGGCUGCGCAGGAACAGCUGCGCAGGAACAGCUGCGCAGGAACAGGUGCGCAGAAGCGGCUGCGCAGAAACGGCUGCGCAGAAACGGCUGCGCAGAAACGGCUGCGCAGAAACGGCUGCGCAGAAACGGCUGCGCAGAAACGGCUGCGCAGAAACGGCUGCGCAGAAACGGCUGCGCAGAAACGGCUGCGCAGAAACGGCUGCGCAGAAACGGCUGCGCAGAAACGGCUGCGCAGAAACGGCUGCGCAGAAACGGCUGCGCAGAAACGGCUGCGCAGAAACGGCUGCGCAGAAACAGCUGCGCAGAAACGGCUGCGCAGAAACAGCUGCGCAGAAACAGCUGCGCAGAAACAGCUGCGCAGAAACAGCUGCGCAGAAACAGCUGCGCAGAAACAGCUGCGCAGAAACAGCUGCGCAGAAACAGCUGCGCAGAAACAGCUGCGCAGAAACAGCUGCGCAGAAACAGUGCGCAGAAACAGCUGCGCAGAAACAGCUGCGCAGAAACAGCUGCGCAGGAACAGCUGCGCAGGAACAGCUGCGCAGAAUCAGCUGCGCAGGAUCAGCUGCGCAGAAACAGCUGCGCAGAAACAGCUGCGCAGGAACAGCUGCGCAGGAACAGCUGCCCAGAAACAGCUGCGCAGAAACAGCUGCGCAGAAACAACUGCGCAGAAACAGCUGCGCAGGAACAGCUGCGCAGGAACAGCUGCGCAGGAACAGCUGCGCAGGAACAGCUGCGCAGGAACAGCUGCGCAGAAACAGCUGCGCAGAAACAGCUGCGCAGAAACAGCUGCGCAGAAACAGCUGCGCAGAAACAGCUGCGCAGAAACAGCUGCGCGGAAACAGCUGCGCGGAAACAGCUGCGCGGAAACAGCUGCGCGGAAACAGCUGCGCGGAAACAGCUGCGCGGAAACAGCUGUGCAGAAACAGCUGCGCAGAAGCAGAUGCGCAGAAACAGCUGCGCAGAAACAGCUGCGCAGAAACAGCUGCGCAGAAACAGCUGCGCAGAAACAGCGGCGCAGAAACAGCGGCGCAGAAACAGCGGCGCAGAAACAGCGGCGCAGAAACAGCGGCGCAGAAACACUCUAUAGCCUCCGGUUACAGGAGCGUACCUCCAUGUUCAAUGUUUUUUGGGCAGUUGAACAUCUGCGCAUAAACAGCUGCGCCGAAACAGCUGCGCCGAAACAGCUGCGCCGAAACAGCUGCGCCGAAACAGCUGCGCCGAAACAGCUGCGCCGAAACAGCUGCGCCGAAACAGCUGCGCCGAAACAGCUGCGCCGAAACAGCUGCGCCGAAACAGCUGCGCCGAAACAGCUGCGCCGAAACAGCUGCGCCGAAACUGCUGCGCCGAAACAGCUGCGCCGAAACAGCUGCGCAGAAACAGCUAGGCAUAAGCAGCUGCGCAGAAACAGCUGCGCAGAGACAGCUGCGCAGAAACAGAUGCGCAGAAACAGCUGCGCAGAAACAGCUGCGCAGAAACAGCUGCGCAGAAACAGCUGCGCAGAGACAGCUGCGCAGAGACAGCUGCGCAGAGACAGCUGCGCAGAGACAGCUGCGCAGAGACAGCUGCGCAGAAACAGCUGCGCAGAAACAGCUGCGCAGAAACAGCUGCGCAUAAACAGCUGCGCAGAAACAGCUGCACAGAAACAGCUGCGCAGAAACAGCUGCGCAGAAACAGCUGUGCAGAAACAGCUGCGCAGAAACAGAUGCGCAGAAACAGCUGCGCAGAAACAGCUGCGCAGAAACAGCGGCGCACAAACAGCGGCGCAGAAACACUCUAUAGCCUCCGGUUACAGGAGCGUACCUCCAUGUUCAAUGUUUUUUGGGCAGUUGAACAUUGAAGUCUCAUCAGAAAAUCAGAAACAGCUGCGCGGAGACGGCUGCGCAGAAGCGGCUGCGCGGAAGCGGCUGCGCGGAAGCGGCUGCGCGGAAGCGGCUGCGCGGAAGCGGCUGCGCGGAUGCGGCUGCGCGGAAACGGCUGCGCGGAAACGGCUGCGCGGAAACGGCUGCGCGGGAACGGCUGCGCGGGAACGGCUGCGCGGGAACGGCUGCGCGGGAACAGGUGCGCGGGAACAGGUGCGCGGGAACAGGUGCGCGGGAACAGCUGCGCGGGAACAGCUGCGCAGGAACAGCUGCGCAGGAACAGCUGCGCAGGAACAGGUGCGCAGGAACAGCUGCGCAGGAACAGCUGCGCAGGAACAGGUGCGCAGGAACAGGAUCUCUAGACCACGCGCGCGUACGGAGUUCGUCACCCAUGCUGUUGCAGUGAAGUCUCAUCAGAAAAUCAGAAACAGCUGCGCAGAAGCGGCUGCGCGGAAGCGGCUGCGCGGAAGCGGCUGCGCGGAAGCGGCUGCGCGGGAGCGGCUGCGCGGGAGCGGCUGCGCGGAAGCGGCUGCGCGGAAGCGGCUGCGCGGAAGCGGCUGCGCGGAAGCGGCUGCGCGGAAGCGGCUGCGCGGAAGCGGCUGCGCGGAAGCGGCUGCGCGGAAGCGGCUGCGCGGAAACGGCUGCGCAGAAACGGCUGCGCAGAAACGGCUGCGCAGAAACGGCUGCGCAGAAACGGCUGCGCAGAAACGGCUGCGCAGAAACGGCUGCGCAGAAACGGCUGCGCAGAAACGGCUGCGCAGAAACGGCUGCGCAGAAACGGCUGCGCAGAAACGGCUGCGCAGAAACGGCUGCGCAGAAACGGCUGCGCAGAAACGGCUGCGCAGAAACAGCUGCGCAGAAACAGCUGCGCAGAAACAGCUGCGCAGAAACAGCUGCGCAGAAACAGCUGCGCAGAAGCAGCUGCGCAGAAGCAGCUGCGCAGAAACAGCUGCGCAGAAACAGCUGCGCAGAAACAGUGCGCAGAAACAGCUGCGCAGAAACAGCUGCGCAGAAACAGCUGCGCAGAUACAGCUGCGCAGAAACAGCUGCGCAGAAACAGCUGCGCAGAAACAGCUGCGCAGAAACAGCUGCGCAGAAACAGCUGCGCAGAAACAGCUGCGCAGAAACAGCUGCGCAGAAACAGCUGCGCAGGAACAGCUGCGCAGAAACAGCUGCGCAGAAACAGCUGCGCAGGAACAGCUGCGCAGGAACAGCUGCGCAGAAACAGCUGCGCAGAAACAGCUGCGCAGAAACAGCUGCGCAGGAACAGCUGCGCAGGAACAGCUGCGCAGGAACAGCUGCGCAGGAACAGCUGCGCAGGAACAGCUGCGCAGGAACAGCUGCGCAGAAACAGCUGCGCAGAAACAGCUGCGCAGAAACAGCUGUGCAGAAACAGCUGCGCAGAAACAGAUGCGCAGAAACAGCGGCGGACAAACAGCGGCGCAGAAACACUCUAUAGCCUCCGGUUACAGGAGCGUACCUCCAUGUUCAAUGUUUUUUGGGCAGUUGAACAUGUAA
Schistocerca nitens (vagrant locust) is the source of this 20109-nucleotide messenger RNA. RefSeq lists its product as uncharacterized. Gene Ontology annotation, biological process: cell differentiation. Lineage: Eukaryota; Metazoa; Arthropoda; Insecta; Orthoptera; Acrididae. The record is from RefSeq and is a predicted model, not a curated record. The coding region runs from base 1 to 20109 and encodes 6702 amino acids. The transcript is spliced from 20 exons.